Messenger RNA from Striga hermonthica, 1671 nucleotides. Lineage: Eukaryota; Viridiplantae; Streptophyta; Magnoliopsida; Lamiales; Orobanchaceae. The record is from the annotation of a GenBank genome assembly.
AUGGCGAAGAAAGCGAAGGCGCCGAGAGAUGAAAAUGCUGAAAGACGAAAGCUUGAGAACAGAUUCUGCGUUCGAAUUUCUAGCGCCGCUUUUGAGUUCGCCGUUGAUGGCCUCAAGACCUUCCACCCCCAAAUCAUCUCUGAUGAAGCCCAUCCUUGGAAGCCCAUAGAAUUUUUGGCCCGAGCAUUCGAACUGUUCAAUAAAACCCAUUGGUAUUCCAAGUCAUGGGUGGAUCGUUUGAGGUGGGACCGUGAUUCGGCCUCGAUUUUCAUGGGCGAGUUUUUAACUAGAUGGGAGGUUGUUCUGGAGUCACCACCACCUAAAGGUUUUGGCGUCUUGUUCUCAGAUUGUGCUAAGAACAUUAAUAUUUUAAGGAAAAAUGCUUAUUCACAUCGGUCUAGUCGUAGAAUUGCUAAGUUCCUGGACAUGAUUCAAGACGAACUGAUUUAUGCUUUCGAGCGUCACUUAACAGUCAGUCAAGUUGAUGUUGCUCAGGUGGUGAGCACUCUGACUGAUGUUCCGCCUACUGUAAUUCUGCCGUCUAUUGACCACCAGAAGAAGGCAAUUUAUAUGACGUGUCGGGGUCUGUUGGAACAAAACAACAUGAUUCAUGAAAUUUACGCAACAUUAGUCUCCACAAGUCGAGUCGAGCCAGUAAUAACCUCUCGAGGGGUUCUUUUCUCUUACUGGGCUCCACGGGAACCGUUUUUAUUUUUCUGUCUGUUUAGUUCGACGGAGAAGCAUGAGGACUUUUGGGGCCGCCUUACAGGAGUUGUGGCGAGACGUCCUUACUUGGUGAUUGUUAUAGACAAGAUCGAGAAGACCUCUCCUUCUAUUAUGAGGGUUCUCCUCGAGCUUAUGCGCGGUGAAGCUCAGUCAAGUGAUGUUGUCGAGUUCUCUAAUUCGGUCAUCUUCAUGACGUCAGGUGUAGGGUCCGAUCAGCUUGAUUUGCGAUGUGUGUGCCAUAACCGAAACGAAGAUACUUGGAACCAGUUCUUGAGCAAUCCGUAUAUAUUCCGUACGACUCACGAUUGCGUUUUAAAAGGCAGUGGUCCCGAAAGAGCGCUUGCCGAGGCGAAAAAGUUGUUGGGCACUGAUCUGUUAGAUUCGGUUGAUAAAGUUUCUAUUUUCAAGAGGUUUACGAAUUACAGGAGUGUUCUAAGGGUGCUUCUGAGGAAAAUUGUUAGCCAACUCUUUGGAGACAAAAGACUCAUUGUGCAUGCCUAUGAUGAAGUGCUAAAUUUUUUAUUCCUUGAGGCUCUACAAAAGUUUGGUAAAGGUGGGAAGGCUUUAGAAAACGUUUUGCAUGAGCACAUUGUUCCAUGGCUAACAACAGUAGAUGACCUUAAAACAGAUGUUGUGGUGCGGGAUGAUAAACUUGUAGGGGCACGUGAACUAUUGUUUAGCUUCCAAGAAGAAGAAACAUGUGCGGACGAUUGGUAUUUCACGUUCAAGGACGGGACCUUUAAUAAAACCACUGGCAAUGCAAGGAUGAAAGUGGAAUCUAUGCACUGGAUAUUCAACUCUAUAAGCGAGUACAAGCGGUUGUUGCAGUGCAGAAGUGGCAAGCCUGAUUCGGGUCAUCUAUUUGUGGAUAUUUGUGAUGAGAUCCUAAGAUGGUCCCCGUUGCGUGAGCGACAACCAUUUCAUAAUCUUUCUUUGGAUUUAUAA